GAUGUCUGCCCUGCGGAGUUCAGUCAGGGCGGGCACCUACGGCGGCACAAGCGAGCACACACGGGAGAGAAGCCAUACAAGUGCGAUGUCUGCCCUGCGGAGUUCAGUCAGGGCGGGAACCUACGGCAGCACAAGCGAGCACACACGGGAGAGAAGCCAUACAAGUGCGAUGUCUGCCCUGCGGAGUUCAGUCAGGGCGGGAACCUACGGCAGCACAAGCGAGCACACACUGGAGAGAAGCCAUACAAGUGCGAUGUCUGCCCUGCGGAGUUCAGUCAGGGCGGGAACCUACGGGAGCACAAGCGAGCACACACGGGAGAGAAGCCAUACAAGUGCGAUGUCUGCCCUGCGGAGUUCAGUCAGGGCGGGAACCUACGGCAGCACAAGCGAGCACACACGGGAGAGAAGCCAUACAAGUGCGAUGUCUGCCCUGCGGAGUUCAGUCAGGCAGGGCACCUACGGCAGCACAAGCGAGCGCACACGGGCGAGAAGCCAUACAAGUGCGAUGUCUGCCCUGCGGAGUUCAGUCAGGGCGGGAACCUACGGCAGCACAAGCGAGCACACACGGGAGAGAAGCCAUACAAGUGCGAUGUCUGCCCUGCAGAGUUCAGUCACGGCGGGAACCUACGGCAGCACAAGCGAGCACACACGGGAGAGAAGCCAUACAAGUGCGAUGUCUGCCCUGCGGAGUUCAGUCAGGGCUGGCACCUACGAGGGCACAAGCGAGCACACACGGGAGAGAAGCCAUACAAGUGCGAUGUCUGCCCUGCGGAGUUCAGUCAGGGCGGGCACCUACGGCAGCACAAGCGAGCACACACAGGAGAGAAGCCAUACAAGUGCGAUGUCUGCCUUCCGGAGUUCAGUCAGGGCGGGAACCUACGGGAGCACAAGCGAGCACACACGGGAGAGAAGCCAUACAAGUGCGAUGUCUGCCCUGCGGAGUUCAGUCAGGGCGGGAACCUACGGCAGCACAAGCGAGCACACACGGGAGAUAAGCCAUACAAGUGCGAUGUCGGCCCUGCGGAGUUCAGUCAGGGCGGGAACCUACGGCAGCACAAGCGAGCACACACGGGAGAGAAGCCAUACAAGUGCGAUGUCGGCCCUGCGGAGUUCAGUCAGGGCGGGAACCUACGGCAGCACAAGCGAGCACACACGGGAGAGAAGCCAUACAAGUGCGAUGUCUGCCCUGCGGAGUUCAGUCAGGGCGGGAACCUACGGCAGCACAAGCGAGCACACACAGGAGAGAAGCCAUACAAGUGCGAUGUCUGCCUUCCGGAGUUCAGUCAGGGCGGGAACCUACGGGAGCACAAGCGAGCACACACGGGAGAGAAGCCAUACAAGUGCGAUGUCUGCCCUGCGGAGUUCAGUCAGGGCGGGAACCUACGGCAGCACAAGCGAGCACACACGGGAGAGAAGCCAUACAAGUGCGAUGUCUGCCCUGCGGAGUUCAGUCACGGCGGGAACCUACGGCAGCACAAACGAGCAAGAAACAAAGAUGUACAAAUGAAAAAAGACGCGAUAGCGAACAACACAGUUCCAAGCAGUACUGCUGAAAGCGCGGGCAUGUACGGCUGGAUCAAGAUUGUAAAUCUUCAGAAGAACGCUGAUAAGACAGCACACCCGCUAGCACCCUCUCCACAGACGAAAAGAAAAGCCGGGAGUACUGCUGUCGAAAAACACGCGGCAUUAGGCUGCAAUAUGGAUAGAUUUGAUCCACUAAGGCGUUAG
Molecule: messenger RNA, 1728 nt
Organism: Ornithodoros turicata
Lineage: Eukaryota; Metazoa; Arthropoda; Arachnida; Ixodida; Argasidae
Product: zinc finger protein 345-like
Biological process (GO): regulation of gene expression
Cellular component (GO): nucleus
Source: RefSeq, a predicted model, not a curated record